CUCUCUAGGUGAAAAUGGGAUCUAAGUUACCACGAGCAGAGUCCAAUGACGGGGUUCGCUGUUCGCCAAUGAAAAAGUGCGCUAAAGGCCUGCUGAACAACGACUACAGUGUCAAAAAUAAGGACGACGCGCAGGAUGACGAUGUUGAGAGCUGCGUGGAGGAGGAGAAAGGCCCUGACGGAGGAUGGGGCUGGGUGGUGGUCUUUGCCUGCUUUAUGCUCUGGAUCAUCAUUGGCUCCGCGCCCGCAAACUUCGGCAUCCUGUUCUCUGGCUUCCUGACAGGGCUUCAGACUUCCUCUAUCGUCACUGCCUGGAUACAGAACCUGGGCAUGGUGCUGUCCGCCCUUGGCUGCUACUUGGUGGACCCCAUGGUGGAGGAGUUCGGGUGGCGCAACGUGUCGCUAGCAAUGGGGGUCAUGAUGGCGUUGGGCAUGUCUCUUUCUGCCGCCGCCACCUCCGCCGUCGACUUAUUCUUCACUUACUCCGUGUUGUCCAGCAUCCCCGUGGAGAUCAUCAUGACGGUGACGCACGCCAUCGUUCCGCACUACUUCACGCAGCGGAUGACUCUUGCCUGCAGCCUCACCUCCUGUGGCUCGUCCAUCAGCCUCAUCGUAAUGCCUCCUCUCCUGACGAUGCUCAUCGAACAAUACAGCUUCAGAGGAGCCACGCUUAUCACUGGCGCCCUCAUGGCCAACACCUGCGUCGCCGCCAUGGUCUUCCACCCCAUCGAGUGGCACAGCAACAUUCGUCCCUCCAAGACUGUUGCCCAGAAGGUGGAGGGGGGUGGGGCUUGUUCGCGAGUGUUUAAUUCUAUAGGAAGGAUGCUGAAGACUGCGCGUGGUAAUCUCUGGCUCUUUAGGUCCAUGCGAGCGAUCCUCAUCAACAUAAUUCUCUCCAUAGCCAUGAUGGCAUUCAGUAACUUUUUAUAUCUGGUGCCCUUCGCAAUGGAGGCUGAGGGGUACAGCCCAGAAGAGUCGAGUUUGUCCAUCUCCGUGUCCGGCUUUUCUCUCCUUGUCACCCGCUUCAUCUAUCCUAUCCUGCUCAUCCGCUUUGGUGUGAAGCACCAAAUCGGAGUCAUGAGCAGUUUGGCCAUCUGUGGCACGGCAGUAAUCGUGUUCGCGUGGGAAGACAACCUCUACGUCAAGUUGGCAAUGAUGGCAGUGCAAGGCGUGGGCGUUGGCAUGUUCUUCACGUCCUACUGCCUGGUGGUGGUGGAGGUGCUGGGACUGUCCCUACUAACACCCAUGCUCAGUAUCAACGGUGUGUUCAAGGCUUCAAUCACCCUCCUCUUGGGACCUCUCAUCGGUUGGAUACGCGACGUUACAGGCAGCUAUCCAGUGAGCCUGAGUGUGUUGGCUGGCACUUUUUACCUGGCAACCGGCCUUUGGUUCGUCCUGCCACUCGCCCGCAACUAUGAUCUUAGUCACGAGGAUCAGACGAAAAAGUUUGAGCAGUUUGGGGAAAUGGAAAGCAAGAAAAAGGAGCAGCAGCAAAAGAACGACGAGAAACUGUCGCUGUUAGAAGGAAUACCUCGCCAAGGCGAUAACGAAUGAACGUCGCAAUAGUGAACAUAGAAUAUCUCUCUCUCUCUCUCUCUCUCUCUCUCUCUCUCUCUCUCUCUCAGUACUGAGGUACUAGGUACUCUCUCUCUCUCUCUCUCUCUCUCUCUCUCUCUCUCUCUCUCUCUCUCUCUCUCUCUCUCUCUCUCUCUCUCUCUCUCUCUCUCUCUCUCUCUCUCUCUCUCUCAGUACUGAGGUACUAAGUACUGAGGGCGUUCAAAGAGCCAUCAUUGCAUGUGACUUGUGUGAGAUGGGUGAAAAUACCCCAAUAAAUGUAAAUUGUAAUUUUUUUUUUAAACAUAUGUUGAGUUAAUGCUCAUUAGAAAAAAAGAAAAAGAAAAAAGAAAAAAGAAAACUGACGAUAUCCGAUGCUGAAAACAUUCAGGAAUCAUGGCAGCCUGUGAUACAUUAAAGAUUCAAAACAAGCUUGUUGCAAGUUAUAGUUUGCUUGUUUAUUUAUUUAACUUUAUGACGAGGAUUGAGGAAAGACCAAUGGAUGACAGUACAUAGAUGCUUACAUACAGCAUACAGCAAAAAUUCAGUCCAAAUCAUUGUAGUUUUGAUUCAACAGAACUUGCAUACUAUUCUAGCCAUGCAAAUAAGUUUUCUUGUUCAAACACUUCAGAAAGACUGGGUCAUAAUGUCAAGUAAAUGUACAAGACACAGAUAGAGAUGGUUACAUAAAAAGACAGAUAAGACUAACUGAUAUGUAGCUAUGUAACUGUCAGAUGAGAUUGAUAGAUAUGUAACUAAUGUACACUACACAGAUGCCUAAUAUACAACAUACAGCAAAAAUUCAAUCCAUAUUAGUGUAGUUUUGACUACAGAACUUGCAUAAAUACAAAAUCCUAUUCUACUCAUGCAAAUAAGUUUUCUUGUUCAAACACUUCAGAAAGACUGGGUCAUAAUGUCAAGUAAAUGUACAAGACACAGAUAGAAAUGGUUACAUAAACAGAUAGAUAAGACUAACUGAUAUGUAGCUAUGUAACUGUCUGAUGAGAUUGAUAGAUAUGUAACUAAUGUCUCAGUAAAUAUGCAUGUUGAAAUAAAAGAAUAUAUACUCACAAGAAAUAAAGAUACAUGGAUGCCUAAGUGGACAACCUUUUAUGAGUUUUAAAUCAUAUUGGUAAAUUUGCCUAUUUACAAACAAAUUGACAGAGAUACAUAUACACAUAAAGAAAAAUAACAAAAUAAUAAUAAUGAUAGUAAUGUAAGCAAAAUAAAAAAAAAAAAUAAGGGAAGUAGGAAUAUCAAGAGAGAGAGAGAGAGAGAGAGAGAGAGAGAGAGAGAGAGAGAGAGAGAGAGAGAGAGAGAGAGAGAGAGAGAGAGAGAGAGAGAGAGAGAGAGAGAGAGAAAUUAUUAUGAAUUGAUACUUAGUGGACAAGGGAAACAGGAGUUUUCAGCUAAAAUAUUUUUUUUAUUUAGUUCUUAGAAAAUUACUUAAAUGCACAUAAACAGAAAAUAUGGUAACUUUUUCCUGCAUUUUAGAAUAAAAAUAAAAUGUUAGUUUUGAGAAAACUGGUUGCUCCAGUCAGGAACCUGCUGGUGACACUAGGCACUCUGAAGGCACUUAUUCCUCAUUUCUUUAUUGUGGGUGUGUCCAUCAGGCAGUCAUGAAGAUAUAUGUAAGUAUGUAGGAUAUGUGUUUAUUCUAUACUGAGAGGCCUGUCAGUGCUGUUGUGGACAUAUCAUGCAUUGUAGUUCAUUGCUACAUGAGCUGCAGUAAAGUCUCUUUUUGUUGCAUGGACAUGUUUAGGGGGAGUACCUCCAUACACAAGUUGAAAUGAUUAUUUUUUUUUUUAUAAGACCUCUUAUCUUUACUGUCAUCAUUUAAUCAGUUGUAAUACAUUCAAGAACUGGUGCUGUCCUUGUUUUCAGUAAACUUCAAUAUGGGCCAUUACUCUCAUUACAGACUGUGACAACAGAGAAUGCACUCUCAUCAUCAUUCAUGAGAUGUAUACAAGUCAUGUCAGUGAGUGCAGAUCAACACCAUCAAGCAGUGAGAAGACAAGGACAUGCAUUAGAGCCAGACUGCUGCCUGACAAAUUUGUUCAUUCUUCGUUUCUUUCUCCUUUUGCCACUCUUGUUCUUGUAUGACAAUAUCUUUUUUUAUAUCUUACCUUGAAUAGUCAUGUCAUUGUUACACUGUUAAGAAAAAAAAAUUGUGUGAAAAACAAGGUGUGUGGAGUUGACAAGCACAGGUCUAAGGCCUAAGGAUCCCUAAGUUAAUAAGCCAAUAUCUCAAUACAUGUAUUUUGAUGCCUAAAAAGCUUGUUAUAUUGAAAAAUUUAGGAUACAGAAACAAAGAUCACAUUGUGAUGGCCAUUCAAUUAAAUUGUCAUGAAACACAUGGCAAGAUUUAAAGGUACAAAACACCAGAAGUACUCAAAAUAGGACUAUAGCUUUGAAAUAUUACCACAGCAAUAUUUUUUUCCAUGGAAAAUUUAAAAUUUAAUAUUUUUGAGAAAAUAAUAAUUCUAUCCUGAAUGAUCCUUUGAUUUCUUUUCAGUAUUGAGAAUCUGCAGCAGGCCAGUCAUGUAUCAAAUGGCAAUGGUAAGUGAUGACAUGAUGAUGAUGAUGAUGAUAAUGACAAUAAUGGUGGUGUGAUGAUAAUGACAUUAAAGAUGAUAAUAUGUAAAAAAGAGUGAUGAAUCAUCAUGCUAGAGAAAAAUAAUCAUGCCUGGAAACAAAAUUCAUAAAGGAAUGAAACCAGUUUUUCAGGUAACUCUUGGAAAUUUGAGGGAUAGUGACAAUACUGUAAAGGAAAUUAGGUAAAAUAUAAUCUUUGUGACUAAUUAAUCUCACAAUUAUGAAUUGCCAUGGGAAAACAUAAAACCUGGAAAUUCUAUAUUGCAGAGAUAAAAGAUUUUACAUUCCAAUAAAAUAGCUAUAAAUAUUAAAAAUUCAGUUUAACUUAACAAUAUUCAAAUCUGCUACUGGAUAUUGCAUUGUAUCAUUUGUACAGCACCAUUUUUUGAGGACAACCUAAGGUUGCUUUUGCAAGUAUCUGAUAAAAAAGUUUUGUACUCAUUCCUUUCCAUUAUACUAGUUCCAUCUUAACCACUCAUUGUGUGUUGCAGUAUUGCUGCUCAGAACCAAUUUUAGAUAGCUAACUUCUUUACAUUUCAAUGACAAUCUUUGAUCUUUUCUGCAUGAUAUUUGAAUAAUUCACAAUCUUUAAUUCUAUUCACAGAAGAUGACUUGCUCUCUUUGUCUCUACCUCACUUGUCUCAGUUGGCAGCACUACCCUAUGGCACAGCAAGGGACACUACCUUCUCACAUGAAAAAGAUCCUAAACAAUCACACAUCUGAUUGUCUAAUCCCCUUAACAAAACUGGAAGUGUCAAGUUGGUUUUCUCUCACAAUAAUUAAUUUUCCUCCCAUAUUCUUAAAUCUCAAAACCCCCAGAUGAAAUGUGAGUAGGCUAAAUAAAUAAAAUUUCUAAUUUUCUUGAUUUUAAAUCUUGAAAAAUGAGCAAUUCUUCCUGACUCUUCUCUCAUGUGCAGCAACCCUGACCCGUUACUGUAGUUGGCAGCUUACUGUUUCUUCUUGCCCAGCUUGGGAAGGAUGCCCAUGUACUUGCAUAUAAUACUUAGCAUGACCUCAUCUGCUCCACCACCAAUUGAUACAAGUCGCAUGUCUCUAUAGAAUCUGCUCACAAUGACCU
Molecule: messenger RNA, 5226 nt
Organism: Scylla paramamosain (green mud crab)
Lineage: Eukaryota; Metazoa; Arthropoda; Malacostraca; Decapoda; Portunidae
Product: monocarboxylate transporter 13-like
Exons: 5
Coding region: 15-1553 (512 amino acids)
Biological process (GO): transmembrane transport
Cellular component (GO): membrane
Molecular function (GO): monocarboxylic acid transmembrane transporter activity
Source: RefSeq, a predicted model, not a curated record